GGCUGUAAAGAGUCAGUUAUUAAAACGACAGGAUGAUGAGAUGAUUUUGAUUGAGCUCUUUCUUGGCUUUAAAUGGAAAAUCCAAUACCUGUUUUACUAAAUGCGUCAACAGGUAGUGUGACUACUCGUGAGGCAUGUCUUGAUUAAGAAAUACACGUAUCAUGGAGCAAUCACCAGCUGAACAGGUGGAUACCCACCUGAGUCUUGGACAGCUAAGUGGUAGAGAGAUUCUUUGUGUGACUACCUGUGAGAUUUAUGUUCCUCUCCCCGAGGUGAAUCAGGUGGGGCAGGGGACACUGGAGAAGGUCAGAAAGGGGGACAAGCUUCUCCACCCACACGGAGGUCUGUGUGACUUGUACCUCCUGACUUCUCCUCAAGAUUCCAACAUAAAAUCUCUAGCUAUGGACUUCUAUAGUUCUGAGCAAUCGAUUAAACUGUCUAUCACAUUGAACAACAUUACUAAAGAUACUCUAAGGGUGUUUAUCAGAAGCGACUCAUGGUUUGAGUUCUGGAGUCACCUUGGCAACCGGAAUCACAAUACAACCAUUAAGUUGUGCCAGGAUGAUGAACACUGGAAAGAUUUCUCUUCUCUUCUAAAGGAACGGGUCAGCUUCCUUAAAGAGUGUUUCAGAACCAAGGGAAAUCCUAAUCAAGUGUUUGAACUUGUUGCAUUUCAGUCUAAGAGGACUGCAAGCACCAAAUCUAAGCAAGAGUCUAAUAAAAGUGAACCACCAAAAGAAAAAAUACAGGGCACAGAUACAUCAGAAUUGGAGGAAAAGGGUGUUAUAUAUAGAUUUCAGAAACAGUCCGACAGUGAUUUAUAUCAGAAAGACAAGGAAGAUAAAAUUCUUCAUAGAACACAGUCCCAGGGGGAAAUCCCUGAGAAGGAUAGUUCUAAUAUUUCACCUCCAAAUACUCAAGGAGUUCUAGUCUCUCGUCCAGUAAAGAGAAGUGAGUCAGAAACUGAUGUGUUUGAACCUCCGUUUUCUCCUGCCAAUUUUAAAUUAAUAGACACUAAAUCAAAAUUAUUUGGCAAUCUUCUCCUGCAAGAAAAUAAAAUAGAAUCCAAGAGCAAUGAUUUAGAAUCAACAGUAAAACCAAACAGCGUUGAAGCUGCCAAAUAUUUGAGUGUUUUUCAGCCUCAGCAUGUGCCUUCUCCUCAGUCUUUGAAGGCUGAGAUAGAAAGAGAUUCCAGUAUUUAUGAAAGUGAAAGUGGUGAUUAUGAAGACAUGAUGGACCAAGAGAAAGCCAUUCAGAGACUAGUAGAGUUGCUGCAGGCAGCCAUUAAUUCAAAUGAUAAAGAGGCUGCAGCAAAGCAUGCUGGGAGUUUAGCAGUCAGUGCUGCCAAGGUGACCAUUACAUUAGAUAGCAGUAGUCUGAAGAACCCUAAAGACAAAGAAUUCAGCAUUAAAGUGUACGUAGAAGACAGGGAAGCCUCGGGAGGAUGUAUAACUCUGAAUGUCAAACCCUCAGACACAGUCAAGGACCUCAAGCUCAGGAUGUGUUUGAAGCACAGUUUUCCAAUGGAGGUCCAGAAGUGGAUCAUAGGGAAGCGUAUCCCCCCCGACACUGAGACCCUCCAGAAGGCUCGAGUGAGUCAAGGUCAGGCAGUCUAUUUAUAUCUCAUCUCACCCAAAUCUGUGGGACUGACCAAGGAGAAAUUUAUGGAGGACCGACAAAAAAUGCUUCAUAACCAGCCUCCAAAUGUUCAGUAUCAAAAGCAGGGACCCACAAACUUUGCUGAGAGUGGAUCUUACAUUCCAAUGGGUACCCCUGUGACUCCUCAGACCCCCCACAGUGCCCUACCCCCCUCCGGACAGAGAUCUGAGCCUUACAGCAGCAGUUCUACAGGGGGAGGCCUGACCCCCAACCCUUGCCAGCAGGGUCAGAUACAGCAGCAGAAGUCCAGGGAUGGUGCCGGUAAACCGAAGGCCUCUCCCCAGGUCAUCAGGGAGGGGUCAGUAGAGGGGUUUGAAGUGAUUCCACCCACAGCUGUCCUGAGGGGAAUCCCCCAACCUCAAAACAAACAGGAGACCAAAAUUCAGGCUGGCUGGGUUUGCCCUGCCUGUACUUAUAUUAACCAGCCAACACGGCCAGGUUGUGAGAUUUGUGCCACAAACCGACCACUGGACUAUCAAGUGCCUGAAGGAUACAGAAUGACCAAAGAAGAGGAGGAGAGGAUCCAGAGGGAGCGUGAGCAGGAAGAACAAACUCAAAGGCUGGAACAGGAGCGAGAGGACCUGGAGAGGAGGCUCAGACAGGAGAAUUUUGAGAUUUUGAUGAAAGCUGAGGACAGCAGUCUGAUUGGUAACUCUCAAUCCUUCCAGUGUCCCAUCUGUUUUGAUGACAUCUCACCAGGAAAUGGGGUCAUUCUCAGGGAAUGUCUUCACACAUUCUGCAGGGACUGCCUACAGGGGGCGGUGGUACACAGUGAGGAGGCAGAUCUCCGCUGUCCGUAUCAGGAUGACCACUACGCUUGUAAUGCCUCCCUUCAGGAUAGAGAAAUUAAAGCGCUGGUGGAGGCCAGUGUGUACGAGAAGCACCUCCAGCGGAGCCUGGUGACGGCCGAGAGUCAGGAACAGAACAGUUUCCACUGUAAAACUAACGACUGUCCUGGCUGGUGUAUCUACGAGGACCUCGUCAACUUCUUCAAGUGCCCGGUCUGUAACAAGGAGAACUGCCUGACCUGUAAGGCGAUACAUGAGGGCAUGAACUGUAAGGAAUACCAGGAGGACCUGAGGAUCCGAUCCUCCAACGACAAGGCCGCCAAGCAAACCAAUAAAAUGCUCAAGGAUCUGCUGAAGAAAGGAGAUGCCAUGAAGUGUCCUAAGUGUGAAGUGGUGGUACAGAAAAAGGAUGGGUGUGACUGGAUAAAAUGCUCCAUCUGUAAAACAGAAAUCUGCUGGGUCACUAAGGGGCCAAGAUGGGGACCUCUGGGUGUGGGCGAUAUUAGUGGUGGAUGCAGAUGUCGAGUAGAAGGGAAGCCGUGCCAUGAGAACUGUAACAAUUGUCAUUAGGCUUAAGUCAGUAGAAGGGAGGCCGUGCCAUGAGAACUGUAACAAUUGUCAUUAGGCUUAAGUCAGUAGAAGGGAAGCUGUGCCAUGAGAACUGUAACAAUUGUCAUUAGGCUUAAGUCAGUAGAAGGGAAGCCGUGCCAUGAGAACUGUUACAAUUGUCAUUAGGCUUAAGUCAGUAGAAGGGAAGCUGUGCCAUGAGAACUGUAACAAUUGUCAUUAGGCUUAAGUCAGUAGAAGGGAAGCCGUGCCAUGAGAACUGUAACAAUUGUCAUUAGGCUUAAGUCAGUAGAAGAGAAGCUGUGCCAUGAGAA
Molecule: messenger RNA, 3328 nt
Organism: Saccostrea cuccullata (small rock oyster)
Lineage: Eukaryota; Metazoa; Mollusca; Bivalvia; Ostreida; Ostreidae
Product: ranBP-type and C3HC4-type zinc finger-containing protein 1-like
Exons: 13
Coding region: 162-3017 (951 amino acids)
Biological process (GO): protein linear polyubiquitination; proteasome-mediated ubiquitin-dependent protein catabolic process
Cellular component (GO): ubiquitin ligase complex
Molecular function (GO): ubiquitin binding; ubiquitin-protein transferase activity
Source: RefSeq, a predicted model, not a curated record